Molecule: messenger RNA, 1185 nt
Organism: Emys orbicularis (European pond turtle)
Lineage: Eukaryota; Metazoa; Chordata; Testudines; Emydidae
Gene: SIRT3
Product: sirtuin 3
Exons: 8
Coding region: 1-1185 (394 amino acids)
Cellular component (GO): nucleus
Molecular function (GO): histone deacetylase activity, NAD-dependent; NAD+ binding
Source: RefSeq, a predicted model, not a curated record
AUGAGCCUGGGGUUACGGUUCAGAGUCGCGGCUGUUAGAAAUGUGUUUCCUGCUGCGAGUCUUCAUGGAUUCACGGCCUGGCGGAAUCUCUGGAUAUGCAGUCAGAGAAAUCAUCCCAGGAGGCCUGUUGGCUCCAUGGGGGGCAGAAAUCUUCCCUUAGCUUCCUUGGGAUCUGGCUUCAUCCCCACAAGUGGAACUUCCCUGCAGAGGGAGCCUCUGGAAUGCCAUGGAGAGAUGGCAAUUGCCUGUGGAGCAAGAAGGAUCCAGGGGGCCAGACUGGUCUCCUUAUCCACUGCUGCCACGGGCAUCUUUGGGAUCAGCCGAGGAGGAGAUGGCAGUGGAAACCGGAAGCUCACCCUGCAGGACGUGGCAGAAUUAAUUCAGAAGAAGGAGUGUCACCGGAUGGUAGUGAUGGCUGGAGCUGGGAUCAGUACACCCAGCGGCAUCCCAGAUUUUAGGUCUCCUGGAAGUGGCCUGUACAGUAACCUUCAGCAGUACAACAUUCCCUAUCCAGAAGCCAUCUUUGAAAUUGCCUACUUCUUCCACAAUCCUAAGCCCUUUUUCACUUUGGCCAAGGAGUUGUACCCUGGCAAUUACAGGCCCAACUACUCCCAUUACUUCUUGCGACUCCUGCAUGACAAGGGGCUCCUUCUGCGUCUGUACACCCAGAACAUUGACGGGCUGGAAAGAAUUGCUGGGAUCCCUCUUGAUAAACUGGUGGAGGCUCAUGGCACCUUCGCCACUGCCACAUGUACCGCCUGUCGGAGAUCCUACCUGGGUGAGGACUUCAGGGGAGAUGUGAUGGCAGACAAAAUCCCCCACUGCCCAGUCUGCACUGGACUCAUCAAACCUGACAUUGUGUUCUUUGGAGAGGAGCUCCCACACCGGUUCUUCCUGCACGUGACAGAUUUCCCCAUGGCAGAUGUGCUCUUUAUCAUUGGAACCUCCCUCGAGGUGCAGCCCUUUGCCAGUCUGGCAGAUGCAGUCCGCAGCUCUAUUCCUCGUGUGCUGAUCAAUCGAGACCUGGUGGGACCAUUUGCGUACCAGCCACAGUACAAUGAUGUGGCCCUGCUGGGAGACGUGAUCAGUGGGGUGGAGAAGUUUGUGGAGCUGAUGGGCUGGAAGGAGGAGAUGCAGGAGCUAAUCCGGAGGGAAACAGAAAAGCUGGAUGCAAAAGACAACUAG